AUGACAUUUCUUGAUUUUCGUUUUGUUCUUCAGACCUGUGCAUUAAUUUCAAAACAAUGGUUAUUCGAAACUAAUCAGUUAAGACUUUCCUAUAGAAUUAAAAAUCCAUUUUCACCACAAAGAGUUUUAGAUGUCAUGCAAAAGUCCAAUUCAAAAUAUAUCGAGAAUUUCACAAGCCUUCAUUUAUCAAAAACAAGUGAAAAUGUCCAAUUAGGAUAUUCUGGAAUGGAAUUGAUUUCUAAACUUUCCAAAAUUAGAAAGUUGGAAACUUUGGAAGUGGCACUCUCUAAAGUGAGCUCUUUCAGUUUUCAAAAGUUUUGCUCUCAAGAUAUUGUAAAGAAUUUGACACAUUUUAAUGUGAGUGGAAAUUACAUUGCAGAUGAGGGAAUUUAUGCGCUUUGUAACAGUGAAAAAAUGAAGAAUUUGAAAGUUUUGGAUGUUUCCAUGAAUAAGCUGACAGAUAAGUCUCUUGAAUAUAUUUCAGAGAGUCCGUUCAUUACUAAUUUGACAAUUUUGAGAAUUUCCACAAAUAGUAUUACCAAAAUUGGAAUGGAAUUUUUAUGUAAUUCUAAAAAUAUGACUAAUUUAAUUGAAAUAUCUAUAUUCAAUACGAAAAUAGGAGAUGAAGGAAUGAUUUUCUUGUCAAAAUGUGUAGGAAUGCCUAAUUUGACCUUUCUUGAUGCUUGUGAAUGUGAAAUUUCAACUGUUGGUGCUUUAGCAUUUGCUAAAAGUUCUCAUUUCCCAAAAUUGAAGAAACUAUUCUGGAGUAGAAAUCUUUUAAUUGGAAGCGAACCAAUUAUAGAGUUGACCAGAAAUCCACUCAUGAGAAAUUUAGAAAAUUUAAAUAUUUGUGAUAUUGGCAUUUGUGAUCUUGCAUUGAAAAGCAUUGCAGAAAGCGAAAACAUGCAAAAUUUAACUAGUUUAUCAUUGAACAAUAAUGAUAUUCAUGAAGAAGGAGUGCAAUCCUUAAUGUCAAGUGAGAAAAUGUCAAGAGUGAAAUUUCUUGAUAUUUGUUUGUCUCACAUGAGUGAAAAAAUAACUUCCCAGAUAGUUUCUGGCAAGUUUAUUAGAAAUAUUGUCAGAUUAGGAUUGUUUUUAAAUGGAGAAUCACAAUUCAAGCAAUUAUUUACUUGCACAAAUUUGGAAAGGUUGACAGCUUUGGAAACUCGUUUGUCAUCAACUGGUUGUCAGCUAUUAUGCAAGAGCCCCUUUAUAAACAACUUGACUCAAUUGAUAUUGGAUGAUCAUCCUAUUGGUUCUGCAGGUGCCUGUCAUAUUUCAAAUUGUGAAAAUCUCCAAAAUCUGACAGAGCUUGGUUUAUCCAAUUGUGAAAUCAAAGAUUUAGGUGUUAGACACAUUGCAUAUAGCACCAAUAUGAAUAACUUGAAUAGCCUCUCAUUGGUAUCCAACCAAAUUACUUUCACAGGAGUGGAACACAUCCACAGAACUAGUGAACUAAAAAGUUUGAGAACUUUGAUAAUUAACAAGAAUGAAUUGGGUUAUACUGCUCAGGGUUGGUUAGUAUCCAUAAAACGACUUGAAACAUUGCUAUACUAA
Naegleria gruberi is the source of this 1557-nucleotide messenger RNA. RefSeq names its product LRR_RI domain-containing protein. Lineage: Eukaryota; Heterolobosea; Eutetramitea; Acrasida; Naegleriidae. The coding region runs from base 1 to 1557 and encodes 518 amino acids. Gene Ontology annotation, molecular function: protein binding. The transcript has a single exon. The record is from RefSeq and is a predicted model, not a curated record.